AUGGCUGUCACUGCUACUUUUCUUCUUUCAUCACAACUAACCGAACCAUUAUCACGUCAACCUCAUCAAAAAUGCAAUCGAUCUUUCAAGAAAAUCCGAUCAAUUGUUCCGGUGGCAAAAUUGUUUGGACCAGCUGUAUUUGAAGCAUCAAAGUUGAAGGUACUGUUUUUGGGUGUAGAUGAAAAGAAACAUUCUGGAAAUCUUCCAAGAACUUAUACACUUACGCACAGUGAUAUCACUUCUAAGCUUAUUCUUGCCAUCUCUCAAACCAUUGAUGGAUCACAGGUACAAGGUUGGUACAACAAAUUACAAAGAGAUGAAGUAGUUGCAGAGUGGAAGAAGGUUAAAGGAAAUAUGUCUCCACAUGUUCAUUGCCAUAUAAGUGGUACUCAUUUUCUUUUGAAUCUCCUUGCAAGGCUCAGAUUCUACAUCUUCCGCAAAGAACUUCCUGUGGUAUUGAAAGCAUUUGUACAUGGAGAUGGAAAUUUGUUUCAGAACUACCCAGAGUUAGAAGAAGCUUUAGUUUGGGUGUAUUUUCAUUCAAAUCUGCAAGAAUUCAACAAGGUAGAGUGUUGGGGUCCGUUAAAGGAUGCUGAAGCACCGUCAGACUGGAUCAAGUCAGAUUAAAACUUUAGAUGAUGACACCGACGAAUUAUAAUAGAAAUUAAUUACUCAAGUUGUGUUAACUUUGUCUUCAGUUCUAUGUCUGUAGCGAGCUCAAUCGACCAAGUUUUUUGCUAUUUUCUGGUCUGGGCGCAACCAAUUUCUUAGUAGAUGCGGAGACUACAUUCGUUGAUCUACUCAAAAUAAUGUUAAUGUAUCUGCACUGUUGCACAAUUUACUAGCCUAGGGAAUCCAUUAGAAGCAAAACUUGAAACGUUUUAGAAUGUAAACUCAUCACCAUAAACACAUGGGUCGGCACCAGUGACUUGUCAGUGGUUUGCGCUUGCAUACUUCCAAUUGCUUUAGGUCCCAUUCAUGUGGGGAAGUUCCCAUUACUAUGGGAAACAAUAUUUAUUGGCUUAUGUGGGUUUGGUGAGGUAG
This is a messenger RNA of Papaver somniferum (opium poppy), 1044 nucleotides long. RefSeq names its product protein STAY-GREEN, chloroplastic-like. The record is from RefSeq and is a predicted model, not a curated record. NCBI's taxonomy places the organism in Eukaryota, Viridiplantae, Streptophyta, Magnoliopsida, Ranunculales, Papaveraceae. The transcript has 4 exons. The coding region runs from base 1 to 627 and encodes 208 amino acids.